AGACCAGCUGAAUGUGUAACGCGCGCUUAGCCUUAAAACCUGCUAUCAAACAACUAUUUUCAAGCCAACAGAGAGCUAGUGUCAGUCAUGUCUGACGGCCCAGGGGGUUUUGAGGUGGAGGAGGAUGAUGAAUGCUGGGCACAGCUGGAAGACUACAGAAUGCUUCUUAUCAAGACCAUUGAGCCCUCAAGGAUAACACCUUAUUUGAGACAGUGUAAAGUGCUGAGCAGCGAGGAUGAAGAACAGAUCUACAACGACCCCAGUCUGGUUAUCAGACGCCGAAAAGUUGGGGUGCUGCUGGACAUAUUACAAAGAACUGGCCUCAAAGGAUAUGACGCAUUUCUAGAGAGUUUGGAGCUAGACUACCCAGAUGUAUACCGCAAAAUCACCGGCAAAGAGCCUGCUAGG
This is a messenger RNA of Sinocyclocheilus anshuiensis, 408 nucleotides long. RefSeq names its product caspase recruitment domain-containing protein 9-like. The transcript has 2 exons. NCBI's taxonomy places the organism in Eukaryota, Metazoa, Chordata, Actinopteri, Cypriniformes, Cyprinidae. Gene Ontology annotation, molecular function: CARD domain binding. Gene Ontology annotation, cellular component: cytoplasm. Gene Ontology annotation, biological process: positive regulation of canonical NF-kappaB signal transduction; regulation of apoptotic process. The annotation marks the transcript as partial. The record is from RefSeq and is a predicted model, not a curated record.